Messenger RNA from Meloidogyne enterolobii, 1136 nucleotides. NCBI's taxonomy places the organism in Eukaryota, Metazoa, Nematoda, Chromadorea, Rhabditida, Meloidogynidae. The record is from the annotation of a GenBank genome assembly.
UUAUUUUUAUUUUAUUUUUAUUUAAAAAUAAGACUAAAAAUCCCCCAAAAAUUCCUUCUAAAUCCCCCAAAAUCCUUCUAAAAAUGUAUUUAACACAAUUAGCAUCAAAUCUAUCCGUCUUCCUUUCAGUAGCUGCCCUAGCCUGUUGUGCAUUUUUCAUUCCGGCAUUAAUCGGGAAAAUUAAUAAAAUUACUGAGGACUUGGAAGCUGAAAUGGCGGAAUUUAAUAAACUUCAAUCUCGAAUAUGGGAAAAAGCUAAUUUUAUAGGUGGAGAGAAUAAAGGAAUUGGACAAAAUGAAAAUAUUGGCACUUUCCUUCUUGAGAAAAUUAGAAGACAAAGAAGACAAACAAACAAUUACUCCGGUGGGGCAAGUGGAACAACUGCUGCAGGACAGUGCUCCUGCCUGGCAGAAAAUAAGUGCCCUCCAGGCCCUCCUGGGCCGAAAGGGAAGCCUGGAAUGGAUGGGGAGGCAGGAAAACCUGGAACGCCUGGCCCAACAGGUCAGCACGGCUGUAGCCCUCCUGUUAUGAUUCAACAAGGAGAGGUGAAUUGCAGAAUGUGCCCAAACGGUCCUCCAGGUUAUCCCGGUCCACCAGGCGAACGUGGCGAAGAUGGAAAGCCUGGUACAGAUGGGGAGCCGGGCCCUAAAGGAUUGCCUGGACAUCCUGGACCGCCUGGGCCGCAAGGAAUACAUGGAGAAGCGGGAAUGCCAGGAAAAGCCGGGCCAGCGGGAAGUCCAGGUCGGAAUGGUUCUACUGGUGGAAAAGGCGAAGUGGGCGCACCUGGUACCAAAGGGCAAAAAGGUCCUCAGGGAGUUCCAGGGCAUUCAGGUCCUGACGGGAAGCCGGGAAUGCCUGGGGCAAGAGGACCACCUGGAAAUAUGGGCGAACGAGGAGAUCAAGGAAAAGAAGGUAUUGCAAAUUUCCGAACUUUACUUACUGUUAUUUAGGGCCAUCCGGCAAUAGUGGCGAUGGGGGAGGGCCAGGAACAGAUGCAAGGUAACGGAUGUGACAGAAUGCCAAUAUAAUUUUAAAAAAAUUUUCUAUUCAAGUUAUUGCCGUUGUCCGCAACGUUCUGGAAAGCUACCAUAUUUCUUGUGAUUUUAAGCAGUAUUUAGAAGUCUAUGUAGAACUAU